Molecule: messenger RNA, 2555 nt
Organism: Vespa velutina
Lineage: Eukaryota; Metazoa; Arthropoda; Insecta; Hymenoptera; Vespidae
Product: fibroin heavy chain-like
Exons: 2
Coding region: 1-2496 (831 amino acids)
Biological process (GO): positive regulation of cell-cell adhesion mediated by integrin; regulation of microvillus assembly; negative regulation of cell-cell adhesion
Cellular component (GO): microvillus membrane; apical plasma membrane
Source: RefSeq, a predicted model, not a curated record
AUGAAGGCAAUAGCAUUCUCUCUACUCUACCUUGUGGUUUCUACCACAGCUUUUUCGGUGGGUAAGAAUGGAGGAAGUGCAGGAAUAGUAAUAGGAGGAGGAGUAGGAAUAGGAGGAGGAGUAAAAGGACCAGCAGCAGGAGGAGUAGCAGGAGCAGCAGGAGGAGUAGCAGGAGGAGCAGCAGGAGGAGUAGCAGGAUCAGCAGGAGGAGCAGCAGGAGGAGCAGCAGGAGGAGCAGCAGGAGGAGCAGCAGCAGGAGGAGCAGGAGGAGUAGCAGGAGGAGUAGCAGGAGGAGUAGCAGGAGCAGCAGGAGGAGCAGCAGGAGGAGCAGCAGGAGGAGCAGCAGGAGGAGCAGCAGGAGGUGCAGCAGGAGGAGCAGCAGGAGGAGCAGCAGGAGGAGCAGCAGGACUAGGAGGAGGAAUAGGAGGAGGAUUAGGAGGAGGAUUAGGAGGAGGAUUAGGAGGAGGAUUAGGAGGAGGUCUAGGAGGAGGAUUAGGAGGAGGUCUAGGAGGAGGUCUAGGAGGAGGUCUAGGAGGAGGUCUAGGAGGAGGAUUAGGAGGAGGUCUAGGAGGAGUAUUAGGAGGAGGAAUAGGAGGAGGAGUAGGUGGAGGAGUAGGUGGAGGAGUAGGAUCAAUAUCAUCUGAACCACCAACUGGAACAACUUCAAGCUCUGAACAACCAUGUGAUGGAUCUAGCAGCUCUGCCUCAUCUAGUUCUCCCAGUUCUGAACAACCAACUCAAACACCUAGCAGCUCUGCCUCACCUAGUUCUCCGAGUUCUGAACAACCAACUCAAACACCUAGCAGCUCUGCCUCACCUAGUUCUCCCAGUUCUGAACAACCAACUCAAACACCUAGCAGCUCUGCCUCACCUAGUUCUCCCAGUUCUGAACAACCAACUCAAACACCUAGCAGCUCUGCCUCACCUAGUUCUCCCAGUUCUGAACAACCAAGCGGUGGAUCUGGUGCAGGAGCAGGUGCAGGAGCAGGUUCGAAUGGAGGAGCAGGCGCAGGAGCAGGUGCAGGAGCAGGUUCGAAUGGAGGAGCCGGCGCAGGAGCAGGUGCAGGAGCAGGUUCGAAUGGAGGAGCCGGCGCAGGAGCAGGUGCAGGAGCAGGCGGCGCAGGAGCAGGCGCAGGAGCAGGCGCAGGAGUAGGCGGCGCAGGAGCAGGCGCAGGAGCAGGCGCAGGAGCAGGUGGCGCAGGAGCAGGCGCAGGAGCAGGCGCAGGAGUAGGUGUAGGAUCAACAUCAUCUGAACAACCAACUGGAACAACUUCCAGCUCUGAACAACCAUGUGACGGAUCUAGCAGUUCUGCCGCACCUAGUUCUCCCAGUUCUGAACAACCAACUCAAACACCUAGCAGCUCUGCCUCACCUAGUUCUCCCAGUUCUGAACAACCAACUCAAACACCUAGCAGCUCUGCCUCACCUAGUUCUCCCAGUUCUGAACAACCAACUCAAACACCUAGCAGCUCUGCCUCACCUAGUUCUCCCAGUUCUGAACAACCAACUCAAACACCUAGCAGCUCUGCCUCACCUAGUUCUCCCAGUUCUGAACAACCAAGCGGUGGAUCUGGUGCAGGAGCAGGUGCAGGAGCAGGUUCGAAUGGAGGAGCAGGCGCAGGAGCAGGUGCAGGAGCAGGUUCGAAUGGAGGAGCCGGCGCAGGAGCAGGUGCAGGAGCAGGCGGUGCAGGAGCAGGCGCAGGCGCAGGAGCAGGCGCAGGAGCAGGCGGCGCAGGAGCAGGCGUAGGAGUAGGCGUAGGAGUAGGCGUAGGAGUAGGUGUAGGAUCAACAUCAUCUGAACAACCAACUGGAACAACUUCCAGCUCUGAACAACCAUGUGACGGAUCUAGCAGUUCUGCCGCACCUAGUUCUCCCAGUUCUGAACAACCAACUCAAACACCUAGCAGCUCUGCCUCACCUAGUUCUCCCAGUUCUGAACAACCAACUCAAACAUCUAGCAGCUCUGCCUCACCUAGUUCUCCCAGUUCUGAACAACCCAGUUCUGAACAACCCAGUUCUGAACAACCAAGCGAUGGAUCCGGCGCAGGAGCAGGUGCAGGAGCAGGUUCGAAUGGAGGUGCAGGAGCAGGCGCAGGAGCAGGCGCAGGCUCAGGACCAGAUUCAGGUGCAGGAGCAGGCGCAGGAGCAGGCGCAGGCUCAGGACCAGAUUCAGGUGCAGGAGCAGGCGCAGGAGCAGGCGCAGGCUCAGGACCAGAUUCAGGUGCAGGAGCAGGCGCAGGAGCAGGCGCAGGCUCAGGACCAGAUUCAGGUGUAGGCGCAGGAGCGGGCGCAGGCGCAGGCUCAGGAUCAGAUUCAGGUGCAGGAGCAGGUUCGAGUGGAGCAAUAGGCGUAGGAGUAGGUGGAGGAUUAGGCGUCGGACCCAUUAUUCUUCCUCCACGUCUACCUCUUCCGCGUCUACCUCAUCCACAUAUACCUCAUCCACGUUUACCCAUACCUUAUCCUAUUGGACCAAAUCGCUGCCUAUGCUAUUGUUAAUUUAUCGAUCUACAAGAUGUUAUUCAAUCCUAUUCAAUGGUCUUUCAAACCAUUAACAA